This is a messenger RNA of Varanus komodoensis (Komodo dragon), 1847 nucleotides long. RefSeq names its product retinaldehyde binding protein 1 (gene RLBP1). The transcript has 8 exons. The record is from RefSeq and is a predicted model, not a curated record. NCBI's taxonomy places the organism in Eukaryota, Metazoa, Chordata, Lepidosauria, Squamata, Varanidae. Gene Ontology annotation, molecular function: phosphatidylinositol bisphosphate binding. The coding region runs from base 158 to 1342 and encodes 394 amino acids. Gene Ontology annotation, cellular component: membrane.
CUGAGCCCAGGCGAUUUGUGCACCUUAGUGUGGCUCCCGAAACGGAGCGCGUGUCGUGGUCUCCUCCGUAGUUCAGUGCACGUCUUUGUGACCGGUUUGUUCCUGCGGGCGCUCCCCGCUCCAGCCGGUGGCUUCGAGCUCCGAUCAUCCAGAGCUGAUGCCUCUCAGUGAUCAGUUAUCUGUUACAUUUACACCCCUGAAUUGGAAGGCCCUCCGCAGGGCAGUUUGCACGGUCCUCCCGCUCUCCAUCUUAUCCUUACAGAAAUCCUGUGAGCAGGUGGCUUUCCAUUUGCACUGGCCUACAAUAGCCAUCAUCCUCAGCAAGCCUACACAUACCCUACUGAUGGGUGGAUGGAAGUUGGAGGCAACACAUCUAGAAGGUGCUGAUCGAGGGAGCCUGACUGGCACGUUUAGGGUUGUUUCAGAGGAGGAGCAAGCCCUGAGGAGCAAACUUGAGCGCCUGACCACCAAGGACCAUGGCCACGUCUUCGGGAAGUGUGAGAAGAUCCCAGCAUACACCUUGCAAAAGGCCAAGGACGAACUGAAUGAGACGCCGGAGAGAUGCGAAUCUGCAGUGAAAGAGUUGCAGGAGCUUGUCCAGGAGAGAGCCAAAGGGGGGGAGGAUAUCUGCAAGGUGGUGGCUGAGAAAGUGAAGGGGAAGGACGAGGCCUUCUUUCUCCGCUUCAUCCGUGCCCGCAAAUUUGAUAUCAACAGGGCUUACGAUCUGAUUAAAGGCUAUGUCAACUUCCGCCAGCAGUAUCCAGAACUUUUUGAAAACCUGUCGCCUGAGGCCGUGCGCAAUACCAUCGAGGCUGGCUACCCUGGCAUCUUAAGCAACAGAGACAAAUACGGGCGGGUGGUGCUUCUGUUCAACAUCGAGAACUGGGAUUACGAGGAGAUCACCUUUGAUGAGAUUCUCCGUGCCUACUGUGUGAUCUUAGAGAAGCUCCUGGAGAAUGAGGAGACUCAGAUCAAUGGCUUCUGUAUCAUCGAAAACUUCAAGGGGUUUACCAUGCAGCAGGCUGCCGGCAUCAAACCUUCUGAACUGAAGAAGAUGGUAGACAUGCUACAGGAUUCUUUCCCAGCACGGUUCAAGGCCGUCCACUUCAUUCAUCAACCUUGGUACUUCACCACAACCUAUAAUGUGGUCAAGCCCUUCCUGAAGAACAAGCUGCUGGAAAGGGUAUUUGUGCACGGUGAUGAACUUGACACUUUCUACCAUGAGAUCGAUGCUGAUAUCCUGCCAGCAGAUUUUGGGGGCACCCUGCCAAAAUAUGAUGGCAAAGCUACUGCUGAAAAGCUGUUUGGGCCCCGGAUUGAUGCUGAAGACACAGCUCUCUAAAUAGCAGCAGCCCAGCAGAGAAGACAGGUCAGAGGAAAUGAUCAGUCCCAACCAUAUUUUUAAAUGUAGCGUCAGUCCAAAAGAUUGCGAGCAUGCAGUCUUCACUCCUCUUCAUCACCCUUCCAAACAGAAGAGCACAGAAAAGCCCCUACAGUUCCAACUCUCUGGAAGGAUCCUUUUGUCUAUUCCCUCUCUUCACCCAGGAAAGGAAAACAGGCAAGGGACAGUCUAUGACUGGGCCAGUACAGAAGAGGCAGUCUGGCUGUUUACUUUCAGCCACAGCAAGGGCCUCAGUUGGUUUACUGGUUAAUCUUUUAAGUGCUGGGGAAGUGCUCUCUGUUCCAUCCACUCUGCAGCUACAGCUGGUUUUGGGUGGUUGGUUAAGGAAGAGGGAAACAGACCAUUGCAUUGUAAACGGACCCACCAGAGUCCAUCACCACAGGAGCAUUUAAGCCAAGGGGCUGUUUUCUAUAUAAAUACUGAGAAAUAAAAUGUUCCAAUAGCA